This is a messenger RNA of Anas platyrhynchos (mallard), 2344 nucleotides long. It is a transcript of the gene SOCS2, whose product is annotated as suppressor of cytokine signaling 2. Gene Ontology annotation, molecular function: 1-phosphatidylinositol-3-kinase regulator activity. Gene Ontology annotation, biological process: phosphatidylinositol phosphate biosynthetic process; intracellular signal transduction. Gene Ontology annotation, cellular component: phosphatidylinositol 3-kinase complex. The record is from RefSeq and is a predicted model, not a curated record. NCBI's taxonomy places the organism in Eukaryota, Metazoa, Chordata, Aves, Anseriformes, Anatidae.
GGCGCGGGGGGAGCGCGGAGGCCGUCGGGGGCCGUCGGGGGGGGCGCGGGGCGCUGGCGGGCGGUGCCGCGGCUCCGGUGGCGCGGCCGGGGAGCGGUGCGGCGGCGGCGGAGCGGGGCCGUCACAUGAUGCGGUUCCUGGAAAGUUCCUGGAAAGCAGCCUUUGUAUGGAGCCUGCCCGGGCGGGGGGGCGGCCGGGGGGAGGAUGCCCGCGCCUCCGAAUCAAAGGCGGCACGGACCGCUCGCUCCUGCCCGCUCCCGGCGAGGAGGGGGGCGGGCGGGCGGGCGGGGGCUGUUUCCCCACAAGGACCAUCCUCCUCCUCCUCCUGCUGCUGCCUCCUCCCUCCUCCUCCUCCUCCUCCUCCUCCUGCUGCUGCUGCUGCUGCUCUCGCAGCGGCAGCCGCCCGCCCGCCCGCCCGCCUGCCCGUCCGUCCGUCCGUCCGUCUGCCCGUCCGUCUGUCCGCCUGCGCCCCGCACCGCGAUGCCGCCGCUCCCUUGACACCGCCGGCGGCCGCAGCGACCCGACCGCCCCGCCUCCGGGGGCACCGGCAGCACCGGCAGCACCGGCAGCAGCAGCGGCAGCAGCGGCAGCAGCGGCAGCAGCAGCCCCGUCCCGUCCCGUCCCGCCGAGCCCCGGCGGCGGCGGCGGGGGCCGGACCGGGGCCAUGCCCCCUGCGCGGCGCUGAGCGCGGCGGCGGAGCCCCCCGGGCGCCCCCGGCCCGGCGCCCCCCCAUGACCCUGCGCUCCGCCGAGCCCCUGGAGAGCGCCGGGGGUCCCCGGGAGCGCUGGGGGCGCCCCGGGGAGGCGGUGGCGGCCGCGCCCGUCGCCGAGGAGCCCCGGGAGGCGGCGCGGCUGGCCGCGGCCAUGGAGGAGCUGCGGCGCGCAGGAUGGUACUGGGGCAGCAUGAGCGUUGCUGAAGCCAAGGAGAGGUUACAGGAUGCCCCCGAAGGGACUUUUUUGGUUCGGGACAGCUCGCAUUCAGAGUACCUGCUGACUAUUUCGGUAAAGACAUCAGCGGGACCGACCAACCUACGCAUCGAGUACCAGGACGGCAAGUUUCGGCUGGACUCCAUCACCUGCGUCAGGUCCCGGCUGAAGCAGUUCAACAGCGUGGUGCAUCUGAUCGAGUACUACGUGCUCAUGUGCAAGGACAGAACCGAAACGCCCUCGAACGGGACGGUUCAUCUUUACUUGAACAAGCCUCUCUACACGUCAGCUCCAUCCCUGCAACACCGCUGCCGGAUAACGAUAAACAAGUGCACAAACCAGAUCUGGGAGCUGCCCUUGCCAACCAGACUAAAAGAGUACUUGAAAGAGUACCGGUACCAGGUAUAGCUAUCUUUUCUCAAUGCCUCCAACGCAGAGUAACUUUUAAAUGCAAUUCUUAAAAUCAGCCAAAGAACUGAGUAACCGGUUGCACGGCUCAGCAUGGAAUUCACUAUCAAAACAGUGGCAGUUCUGGGGAAAGGCUUUUAUUUCAGAUGCCACAAAGGGAGACUUUAUGUAGGAUAAUCCCAGCCUGCAUCCUCGGGGGUUCGGCAAGGAGGCGUGCUGUCCUUGCGAGGGGCGAGAAGCCAGGAACCCCUCCGGAUCGUGUUGCUUUGUCGACGGCAUAAAAGCUGCACUAACUGCAAAGUGCUAACUGGAGCGGUGGGACAGGGAGAGACCGCAAAAGUGGUCAGAGACGUACGAGAGCGCGGAAGUUGUCAGUGGUCUGAUUCCGAGAUUCAUUUGGUGCUGGUGUUCAUAUAAUCCUGAGAGCUUAACUGGAUCACACUGUGAUAAUCUUGCCAAAGUUAUGCAACUAAUCAAAUCCAGUCAAAAAAAGCGAUCAUCCAUUCAGUUUUUAUUGAACUCUAAUUUCUGUGCUUUUCUGCAAGGAAAGGGGAACUGAAAGCAAUCACUUUAAAACAUUGUUUUUCAAAGUUCUCUAAAAGCUGAUACUAAGGAGAAAUGCCACAUCUUUCAUAGGAACCCAGUAUGUUGCUGAUUAUACCAGAUUGGUAUCCCAGAAUCUUUGUUAACAUGUUAACAUCUUCCUGGUGGUGAUAUAUCCAUGCUAUUACUGCUAAGCCUCGUUUGGUUGAGGCUUCAGGACUCCACGCUGCAGAACUGCAGCUGCUCGGUUCUGAUGUCAAAGCAUGGAUAUCAGCAGUUACGGCUGUCUUCUACAGUGUAGAAUGUUUUCUUCAGCUUCUUUCCCAAAAUAUGGGGAAAUCUGGAUUUUUUUUUUUUGAGGGAUUGGUUUUUUGUGUUUUUUUUUUUUUUUCCCUUUUUUUUUCUUCUAAUUCACCAUUGUAGCUACCAGACUAUUACUCAAUAAAAGCAAUCAGAUUGCACACCUA